This is a messenger RNA of Rhodamnia argentea, 2651 nucleotides long. RefSeq names its product pentatricopeptide repeat-containing protein At3g61360-like. The transcript has 2 exons. Bases 326 to 1888 code for a protein of 520 amino acids. Gene Ontology annotation, molecular function: protein binding. The record is from RefSeq and is a predicted model, not a curated record. Lineage: Eukaryota; Viridiplantae; Streptophyta; Magnoliopsida; Myrtales; Myrtaceae.
AACACGCGAAGUCUCCAGAUUUCGAGCGCGACGGCCAUCGCAGCCUGGCCAACAGUGGACUGGACCCCUGCAAAUUGGCGGAGAUUCAGACUCCAGAGUGCCACGGUCGCGAAGAAGACGAGGAGGGAGUGUCCCUUUCUCGUUCCAGUUUUCGCGAUACAGUAUCGCUUGAUUAAAUCGCUUCUCGAGCGUGUUCAAAUGGCGAAAUUCUGGUGAUGGGUGGCCGUAGAUAGCCGAGCAUGCGACUGCUGGUUAACGUGGUUGCAGAUUCCAGAAGAACCCACAAGGGAAUUGAUUGGUUUUGCCAUCGGAGAUCCCAUUGAUCAUGAGCUGCUCGAUGAAAUUACUGACCCAGAAUCAGUUCGCUAGAAUUCCACACCAGCGCUUCUUGUCCCGACUUUUCUGCACCACUGCUCCAUUGGGAAGGGAUAACGAGAUCGUCAAAAUCGCCAAAGUCAUAAACGACCACCCAUUUCCUGAUAGCACGCUUCAAACCGUCCUCCAGAAGCACAUCCCGCCGCAUACUCUUUCAGCUGGUUUCGUAGAGGAUGUGCUUGGCCAUUUAUUUGGGGCUCAUUCCAAUGGUCUCAAAGCUCUAGAGUUCUUCAGGUACACUGUCCGCCAUUUGCCAUGCGGUCCAACUUCGGUGGCGUUCGAAAGAACUCUCCACAUUCUUGCUAGGAUGCGGUACUUUGAGAAAGCUUGGGAAUUGAUGGACGAGAUGCGGGUAACGCACCCUUCGGUGCUCACGCUGAAGGCGAUGAGCAUCAUUAUGUUGAAGAUUGCGAAAUUCAAGUCUUAUGAGGAUACUCUCCUGGCAUUUGAAAGGAUGGAGAAUGAUGUGUUUGUAGGAAGGAAGUUUGGUACGGAUGAGUUCAAUAUACUUCUUCGGGCAUUUUGCACGCAUAGGCAGAUGAAGGAAGCACGAUCCGUGUUCAAUAAGAUGCAUUCACGAUUCUCUCCUGAUACGAAGACCAUGAAUAUACUGCUCUUAGGAUUUAAAGAUUCAGGCGAUGUCACCUCAAUGGAGUUGUUUUACCAUGAGAUGGUUAGAAGAGGGUUUAAACCUAAUACAGUGACAUAUAACAUCAUGAUUGAUGCUUACUGUAAGAAUGGUAAGAGAGGUUGUGUGGGUGAUGGUCUAAGGCUUCUUGAAGAAAUGGAAGGGGCCGGUUGCUUACCUACUGUUGAGACAUUUACUACUUUGAUUCAUGGUGCGGGGGUUGCUCGCAAUCUAACAAAGGCAAAGGAAUUGUUUGAUGGGAUUUUUACAAGAAAUAUGCAACCAGAUACAGCAGCCUAUAAUGCGAUGAUCAGUGUUCUGAUAAAAGCAAAAUAUGUAAAAGCUGCCAUUGCCUUGAUGGAUGAGAUGGAGGCGAAGCAAAUUAGGCAUGACAACAUGACCUAUCAUACAUUGUUCCUUGGACUGAUGAGAUCAAGAGAAAUAGACAGAGUAUACGAGUUAUAUCAUAAAAUGGUGGAGAGAAACUUUGUGCCUAAAACUCGGACGGUGGUCAUGCUGAUGAAGUACUUUUGUAUUAAUCGUCAAGUUGAUAUGGGAUUGCAUUUAUGGGAAUACCUGGUGAGCAAAGGGCAUUGUCCUCAUGGGCAUGCGCUGGAUCUUUUGGUGAUUGGAUUAUGUUCUCGUGGAAGAGAACUAGAAGCUUUUGAGUGCACCAAACAGAUGCUGGAGAGAGGAAGGCUAAUGACUGAAGCAACAUUUCGGAUGUUAGGGGGGCUACUGCUGCAGGCUGGCGAGGCCGACAAGUUGAGGAAGCUCAAUCAACUGGUAAAGACGUUAAAAGCUGUUCUGCCUCUGUCAAAAGGGCAUGCUGAUGGUAUAGCUAAUUCCUUAGAAUUUAAUGCAGAAAGGACGUUUUCAGGUUGACUUUGUUUGAGUACAACCUCUGCUUACUGGAUAUUUGGAUGGUUUGUCAUUUUUGGUUCUCCUCAAAGUCUAUAGGGCUGAUGCACAUGCGAUGAGAAACUCUGAUCGUUUGUGUUCACCGUGCAGUCUUGACUCAAGUUAUUGCUGAGACUUGGGCCAUGUCUAUGCAACCCAGCUUCUAUAGGGUGGUUGAAACAAAUCCCCGAGGGAGGGAGGAAUAUGAGAGGCGCAGCGUUUUCCUCGUGUGGUUGCUUUUGCCUUUUGUAGGUUGGUCAAAACAGAAACAUUGAAAUUGAGGACUUGACAAGAUGGCAAAGUUUUACUCUCAUUAGACUUGCAAAAAGGAAAUGCUGCUGCUCAAAUUUCUGUGAGGAUAUACACAUAAGCGCUAUGCCUAAAGUGGAAUGAGAUUAGUUGAUUGGCUUGUACAAAGAUGGCUCUUAAACCCUGCAUUUGAUUUUUUCGCUGCGGAGUAGCUGCUCAGGUUGGUCAAAGUAAUGAAAAUACUGUGAGUAUCCACAUAUGGAUGGGUAGGGCAUUCUUAUUCUUUCCUGAAGAAAUGUCGAAAGAAGUUACGACCUGUUCUGUCUUCAUCGAAAAAAAAGCUCCAGCUUCUUCUUGCACACUCCAAAGGAGGAGCUCUUCCUCUGAGAAAGAACCUUGCCACCCUGCACUUAUGACUUGGUCAAAACAGAUUCGGCUGUGACAAAGGAUAUGACGAAACUAGAACUGUAAGCUAAGUGCCGGAGUAUCAUAUUUUAAA